CGUGGCAACUUUUUGUCGCGGUAAAAGUUGUUUGGUGGGAGAGGGUAUGUCGGUCUGUGACCGUGACAGUGGCGCAGAAACUUUGCUCGGAGCAAAAUCUCUUUAUGUUAUAAACAAUAAAAGUACGAUAAACGUACAUCGGUGUUGUGUUUUCUAUUGUGUUUUAUUGAUUGUUAAGUUUGUGUCUGUGUAGUUGAAGGAAAAGAACUGGGUUCGUUUUCUCUUUCUGUAACUAUCGGAUUUUUCGGUGAGAGCCACGAAAUGGAUGUUUUUACGCUAUUAUCUCAUCGAUGAACAUUUGCUGAAUUUUCAAAACAAAAAACUAUCCGGUGAUGAAGUUUGAAAGAUCAUUUAUUCAAAAUGAAGAAAACAAAUGACAGCGUAUUUAGGAAACUUAACAGAUAUCGGUUGAGGUUUGCUGAUAAAAUUGUUAUCAUACUGUAUAUAUUCUUUCUAAUUGUUAAAUGUGACUGUGAAACUAAAUUCAAUGAUUCAAGUCAAUACGUCAACGAAACCAAAAUAGUUAAUAAUAUAGAAAAUAAUUUAGAAUCUAAUAACUGCCAUAGUUGUGAAAAUAGUAAUUUAAAUCAAGAUUAUAUUACAAAAGAAAAAGUUAACAAUGAAGAGAUGAAAUCUGAGACUUUUAUGGAAGAAGUUAUAGACACUAUCAGCACGUUUACGAAAAAAUACAUAAUUGUCAAUCAAACAGAAAGUCAAUUAGAAAAUGAAUUCGAAAAAGUAUUAGACAAUGCAUUAAGUAAAGAUCGAUACGAAAUUUUAGAAGGUAUUGAAAUAAAACUUGAAGAUACGAAGAAAGACUUGAUGCGAUCAGACAAAGCAGAAGGAAGAGCAUUAUUUAGCACUUAUACUUAUGAAUACAGAAUAUAUCAGAAGAUAAAGAACUUCUUUGAAACUCACAUAUUAUCUAUCAACCUUCCAAAGGCUGCACGACUGAUGGGAUUUAGAUCUUUUGGUCUAAAGAAAUUCUUCCUACCGUUGAUAAUCGGCAUGCAAGUCUUCAAGAGCAUAUUGUUGGCAAUGUUCCUGCCGAGUAUUUUGGGAAGUUUCGGCAAAAUUCUCGGUAAAGGAAUAUCCCAGUUAUCAGCCGCAUCGAGUCAAGCGAGCUAUCCACCAGCUAACACUGACGACCAAAGCGCUUAUAAUGAUAACAAAGAUUUUAUGGGAUACGAUACAAACCAAGCUGGCAGUUAUGCAUACCCUCAAGAAGGACUGUAUGAAGCAAUGGCUGAAGCUAAUGAUGCCAAUGAUUUGUCUAACGUGGAUAUGUCCAGAUUCGGUGCGAGUGGCCAGAAAGUGUCGUACCUACCUUCGAAGAACAGUUAUUACAAAAAUCAAAUGUCCAACACUAACAAUUACAAGAUUUUCCAGAAAAUACCAUCCUCCUCAGUAAUUCUCAGUAACUACGAUCCGUUCUAUUCACCUCUGCUCUCUCGUCUGGAUGGUAUCUUCGCGAGAUUAGGUCUAGCACCGUCGGAGAACUCUAUCGACGCUGGUAUGGGAGGUCAGAACGUGAUUGAUAUGAAAUUGGAGUCAUGUCGAGAGCAGCUAAUCUGUCUGAUGUACUCCAGCCCUGCGAAGUACGCGCCCUACAGUAACCUGGUGUCGGCUCAAUUGAGCAGGGAACUAAACGAGCUCCGUCGUCCAGUGUCUGACAACCCUGAGAUCUUGCGUUUCUUCCGCUACAUGCGGGCAGCGCGCCGUGGCCAAGAGGGAGCAGACUGUGUAGGACUACACCCGGCGUGUGCUACCGCCACACCCUCGCAUACUAUGAUCGCUGCCUACCAUGAUAUCAACAAACUUGUCACCGCUAGGAAGAUUAGAAAAUGAGACGGAUUCUGAAGAUUUCGGAGCUGGAUUCAUUCUGCGGUUUUCAAAGUCUAUUUAUUUUAAUAUCAUAAUCAAAAUGAAUUGUCCCAAUUGUAAAAGCUUUUAUAAAAAGUUUAUAUUAAGUAUCCAGUCCAAUUAUUCUUA
Papilio polytes (common Mormon) is the source of this 1992-nucleotide messenger RNA. RefSeq lists its product as uncharacterized. The record is from RefSeq and is a predicted model, not a curated record. The transcript is spliced from 9 exons. Lineage: Eukaryota; Metazoa; Arthropoda; Insecta; Lepidoptera; Papilionidae. The coding region runs from base 361 to 1848 and encodes 495 amino acids.